Molecule: messenger RNA, 2760 nt
Organism: Suhomyces tanzawaensis NRRL Y-17324
Lineage: Eukaryota; Fungi; Ascomycota; Pichiomycetes; Serinales; Debaryomycetaceae
Exons: 1
Coding region: 234-2540 (768 amino acids)
Biological process (GO): regulation of transcription by RNA polymerase II
Source: RefSeq, a predicted model, not a curated record
UUACGUAAUGUAUUACGUAAGUGCAGUGUCGCGUGUCGCGUCUUGUCAUCACCACUAUUCACCAAGCAGGCAUCGGCAUCUCCAGCUGCACUCCGCAACCCAGACAGCUACAGUCCACUUCAAGUGCCGUCAGAACCAGACCAACUACUCGUACUUCAAUCCAUCUGCUUUUUUAUCGAUAAAGAUACCGUUACCGGCCCGAAACAACGUCCCCAUUCGGUGUAAACAAUCCAAUGAACCACAAUGUGUUGAAAUUCGAUGCCAAACCACGGGAAGAGCGGGACUUCAAGGAGAUCUAUCCGGAUCUUGAUGAGCAGCUGCAAUUGCGGGUGUUUGUUCGGGAUUCCCAGCAUCCUGUGGAAGAAGUGUAUCCAGUUGAAAAGUCCCGAACUCCACAGCCACUAGACCUCAAGAAGCCUACCUUCAAGCGAUUGGCCAGGCACGAUUUGAAGCGGGAGGGCACAGGCCCCAAAUUUCCCAAAUAUCUCACGGAAUAUGGCUUCCAAGAGGCAGGCUCCAGGACAAAGUCCACCACGGGAACCACCUACAUCAGACCGUUCCAACUACCAGAAGACCAAAGAAACACAGGCGUAGACUGCAUUGAGAAGUUGAUCGAACGCAAAAAGAACCAGGUGGAGUACGAUAUGGACGAGCAGGACUAUCUUUAUCUCAAGCAACGCAAUGAAUCACCACAGAACAUCAUCAAAGUGACGCCAGAAAUCUUUGAGAUCGCCAUCACCACCUUGGAAAACGAGUGGGCCAAGCUCGAGCACAAGAUGAACUCCAGUGCCCAUUUUGGUGACAGGUACACCGAUAACUCCAACAAAUUAUUAACGUUGGACCUGGCCACCAGCAACGAGAAGUACGGCAACGACGAUGGCAUUGUGCCUGGAUCGCUCUACGACCAAAAGUGUGCUGUGUGCAACGACAGCGACUGUGACAACUCCAACGCAAUUGUUUUCUGUGACGGAUGUGACAUCGCAGUCCACCAGGAGUGCUACGGAAUUGCGUUUAUCCCCGAGGGACAGUGGCUCUGCCGCAAGUGUAUGAUCAACAAAAACAGAGAAACCAACUGUCUCUUCUGUCCCAGCAAGACUGGUGCGUUCAAGCAGUUGGACAACAGUCUCUGGAGCCAUGUGGUGUGUGCGUUGUGGAUCAACGAGCUCUACUUCGCCAAUCCUAUCUACAUGGAGCCUAUCGAGGGCAUGGACGUGAUCCCCAAAAGCAGGUGGAAGCUCGUAUGCUAUCUCUGCAAGCAAAGAAUGGGAGCGUGUAUCCAAUGCUCCAACCGAAAUUGUUUCCAGGCCUACCACGUUACCUGUGCCAAAAGAGCUGGUCUCUAUAUGGAAUAUUCCCAAGGCAUCCAGGGAGCUAUCACCAACAAAUUGACGCUCAAGACUUUCUGCGAGAAGCAUCUGCCUCCCGAGUGGGAUAUUGCGGAGGUGAUUCGAGGCAUCCAGAGAACACGGCUUUUCUUUCACGACAUCAAGAUCUUGAACGACCAGAACGUCAGGCUCAAGAACAGCCAGAAAACCGCCAACAAGCUCAACAUCUUCAAGUGGAAAACAGAAAACAACACCCCCAUAGCCCCCAAGAUGUUCAGUGAUUACUUGUUCGAGUUGAUGGUCAAAUUGAAGGUGGAGCAACAGGUCAGCUUGCCAGGCCAAGAGACCCUCCAGCUCAAGGACUUGAAGAGGUUGCCCAACAGGUCGAAGGAGGAAACUCGAGAAGAGAUCCGCAACAUCAGCAACGAGCUUUGCAGGUACUGGUGCUUGAAGCGGGAGUCCAAGAGGGGUGCGCCUUUGAUCAGGAAGAACAACAACCUCAUGAACUCCAGCUCCAUCGCUACAAGCUCCAUGCUCAACGAGGGCGAAAAUGCUGAUGAAUUUGGCACCAAAGAGUUGGAAGAAAAGGUGGCUAUAGCCAAAUUUUUGGUCGAGGACUUGGACAAGGUGAUCGGCAUGAACUCCGAGUGGAUCCAACGACAGGUGCUAGGCACCGAGGGCGAUCGCAUGGAUUUUGAAAUGAUUAACACCGUUUAUUUUCCACUCACAAAGGUGAUUGAGCAAUUUCUCGUCAGCCUCAACCAGAAGAUGGACUCCACAAAAAUUAUCCGCAACCACCAGUUGAAAGCCGAAGCUGCCAUCGUCAGCUUGAAACAAAUUAUCGACAAAAAUUCCCGUUACGAGUACAAAUCGGUGCAACAGUUUCAAAACGACGUGCAAGGCUUCUACGAGCUGCUAGUCAGGGAGACGAAGAGCAGCCAUAAUAUUGCACGAGCAAUGAAGCGGUGGAUGAAGGAGUUUGACGCCCGAUUGGAGGGGCUCCAGGAGAACGAGCUUCGGCUCCAGCGAGACCUCUCGGAGUUAGCAGGCGCCGCCAACAUCCAGGUUCCGUUUGUAAAGGUGCAUGGCGACCAGAUUGAAUUGCAGCAAUACGAUGCUGCACGGGUUUUACAGGAAAAUGACUUGAGCGAGGUGGAGGACGAGACGUCGCCCGAAACGGAAGCAUUGUUCCAACGAUUAUUGCGAGGCAGGUGAGAUGGAAGCGCUAUUUUUUGGGGGGGCAUGUAAUGAAGAUUCGCCCCAGCAACCGCGUGGGGGAAUCCCCCGUCUGAUUAUAGGGUGCUGCUGCAAUCUAAUCUAGGCUAUGCAUGCUGCUGCAGUGUCGACAUCAUCCUAAUUUUUUUGGGCCAACCUUUAGCUGUACAUGAUACAUACCAGUGGCGUGAGAGUUGGAUCGAGGUCCAGAAGCAGAAAU